This is a messenger RNA of Capronia epimyces CBS 606.96, 498 nucleotides long. RefSeq lists its product as uncharacterized. NCBI's taxonomy places the organism in Eukaryota, Fungi, Ascomycota, Eurotiomycetes, Chaetothyriales, Herpotrichiellaceae. The transcript has a single exon. The record is from RefSeq and is a predicted model, not a curated record. The coding region runs from base 1 to 498 and encodes 165 amino acids.
AUGUCCCCGCCCAGUUUGUCUACCCUGACUAGCGACGCUCUGGUUCACGAGUCCCAUUCUCCUUCCAACGUGCACGGAGCCGACAGCACGGACAAGACAACAUCUAGAGCUAAGAAGAAAAAGUCUAGGUAUCAAACCAUGCCCGAUGAAGUGGAUCAAGCGAUCACAACCAUCUAUCGAGAGCUGGAAUCGGUUCAGGAACUGAGAUUAGAAAUUAAGCUUCUCCAAGAUAAAUUGCAAGCUGCUGAGCAAGCGCGUCAGAUUCUGGAGGGUCGUCUGGCACUCGAACGCUCCAGCCGAGAGGAAGCCGUCUCCCUGAGGGAUGCUGAAAUAGUAUCCCUGAAGCAGCAGAUUCAGGCGAUAACCAGUGCUCACGAUGCUCAGGUACAAGAGAAUAAUCUUCUCAAGCAACAUAAAGAGGAACAGAACUCUAUACAAGCUAAGCUGGACGAGAUACAGGCAUUGAAAUCGAGUCUUCGCAGGCUUCUCGGUGAUUGA